Ctenocephalides felis (cat flea) is the source of this 1212-nucleotide messenger RNA. Its product is annotated as LETM1 domain-containing protein 1. Lineage: Eukaryota; Metazoa; Arthropoda; Insecta; Siphonaptera; Pulicidae. The transcript is spliced from 7 exons. Gene Ontology annotation, biological process: intracellular monoatomic cation homeostasis. Gene Ontology annotation, cellular component: mitochondrial inner membrane. The record is from RefSeq and is a predicted model, not a curated record. Bases 61 to 1146 code for a protein of 361 amino acids. Gene Ontology annotation, molecular function: ribosome binding.
CGCAAUUUAAUAAACAUAACUUUAAUUUAACAUGUAAUGUCGUAACUUUUAUAAAUAAUUAUGUGUUUAGCUUUAUUUCGUAAUCUUCACUUACGUUCGAGUAUCAACAUAUUUGAAACUAAUCGAGUUUUAACAAAGUUUAUAGGUACUACAAGUACUGCAUUAGAUGUACAUAAAACUCCAUUAUAUAAAAAUGAGAAAGCGAAGAAGAUUAACCGCUAUUUGUUCUCGAAAUACUUCGAUUAUGUGAAACAAUAUGAACAGGUAGUGGAAAAACGAUUUCCAGGAGCUGUAAAAGCAUAUCGUUUCUUUAUGCUUGGUGUCAAAGAUUUUUAUGCAGACAUGAAAGAAUAUUUGAGGAUAGUACUUAAUAUCACAGGAUCUGAAAAAACUAUAGCUGAUUUAUCUCGUAAAGAAUUAGAAACUUAUUUUUUCAUGCCGAGAGAAAUGUGGAAGGCAGCUCCUGUUCUUUUGCUGUCAGCCUUACCUUUUGCUUUAUAUAUAGUUCUUCCUGUGGCUUAUUACUUUCCUGGUUACUUAUUAACACAUCAUUUUUGGACAAAUGAGCAAAAGUUGAAAUUCCGUGCUGAAAAAUUAAAAAAGCGUUUGAAACACAAUCGACCCGUGUUUAGAUCUCUGCAGGCAGAGUUAAAUAAGAUCCAUGCCUCUGCAUCAUAUAAUGAGUGGAAAGGCGUAUUAGGAAUGUUAGGAAGUGGGGUGCAUCCUUCACCUAAAGAUGUCUUAAUAUGUGCAGAUAUUUUUAUGAGUGGACCCUAUAAUAUAAAUAAAAUUAAUGUAAAUCAUGUGAGUCAUCUUCUUAGUGCUCAUAACUUGAAGUCUCUACUCUUUCGUCGUUCACGCCUGAUAGAUCAUGCCUGGCUUAUAAUCUUAAUGGAUAGAGCAAUUAUACGUGAAGGAGGUUUAGCAAAAUUAUCUGACGAGGAACUCAGAAUGUGUUGCUUUAUUAGAGGAUUGGAAGCUUCACAAUUAUCGAGACAAGCCAUGACGGAAUGGCUUGGACAGUGGCUUAUGGUUUCUAGUCAUUUAUCAAAUAAAACAAGUGCCAGUAUUAUUUUGCAUGCACCAAUACUUUUAGGUUAUAAUCAUCCAGCAAAUUGGGCAGCUUUAUAUGAACAAACUAAAUGAAAUUAUGAAGUGCUGUGUUUAUGUAAUAUUCUAUAGUUUUUUUGUGAUAAAACAAUUGUUAAACAA